Arthroderma uncinatum is the source of this 1122-nucleotide messenger RNA. RefSeq lists its product as uncharacterized. The transcript is spliced from 5 exons. The coding region runs from base 1 to 1122 and encodes 373 amino acids. The record is from RefSeq and is a predicted model, not a curated record. NCBI's taxonomy places the organism in Eukaryota, Fungi, Ascomycota, Eurotiomycetes, Onygenales, Arthrodermataceae.
AUGGCAGAGCAAAAGACCGGGAAGCUUGGGCGGGUGCUGAGCUACGCCAGCAACAGGUCGAAGAAGUCCGCCAGCCAGAACCAGAGUCAAGGCUUUGGACAUGCCAGGAAGAAGACAGAUUCGUCAGACACGACGACGGAGCGGCCGUCCAGCCGCAAGAUGCGCACUCACGCCGACCCCACGCUGGCCAUGAGCGAAGCGCAGCCCGCUACAAUCGCACUGCAGGAGUCCAGUCUCGGCCAGCUGCGAGGCGUACAGCACAAGGACCGCUUCGGGAAUCUCAUCACUGAACCGGACCUGUCAAAUCCGACCCGUUAUCGGUUCGAGAGGCCGCUAGACACGAUAAAGUCCUUUGAGGCUGCAAUUGACGGCACAUAUGGCAGCAGGCGGAUGUCCUACGCCCGUCCUGACGAAAGUACAAAUGGCUACAGCCGGCCAACAAGCUUCUUCGGUGGCGAUCGGUCGAAUAUGCACUACCAGCGAGGCGGAUACGAUAGCUACCAUGGAUCCCGCGGCUACCAGUCACGACCAGAGAGCUACAUUGAUGGCUAUGGAGACCAGAGCCAAUUCAACUACAGCAACCAACGCCCAUACCGCGCCCGUCGCAAUUCCCCACGAACAAACUCCGACCCUAAUUAUACCCAGAACCCCUCAAACCCAUACAACUCGCAGCCUCAGUACCAGAACCAGAACGAAAACCCAAACUCCAACUCUCCGUCCGGCUCAGGCAACCGUUCGGUGGACCAUUGGAUGAACUCGACGGAUCCCAGUUCUGUCAACAGCUCCGUGGACAGACUGCAGCAGCAGCUCCACCAGCAGCAGCCCCAGGGACAGCCGAAAUAUGAAGACCACCCGCCCUCGGGCGAAACAUAUGGCUUCUCAGGCUUUGGAACUGACCCGCAAUUAGACCAGUCGCAGGCUUCGUUUCUAAACCAGCGCCAGACCACGCAGCCGUCAGACCAGCGGCCUCAGGAGCCCCUUCACAAACCACAGCCAGCAGCGCCCGGUGUCCCGCCAAAGGAUGCGACCAACCUCGCCCCGUCCGCGGCAGGAAAGGCAGCUGCCACGCCACAAGACGAAAAACGCAAAAGCUGGUUCAAGCGACGGCUCAGCAGGUUUUAG